Molecule: messenger RNA, 1432 nt
Organism: Leguminivora glycinivorella
Lineage: Eukaryota; Metazoa; Arthropoda; Insecta; Lepidoptera; Tortricidae
Product: phospholipase A1 member A-like
Exons: 3
Coding region: 228-1292 (354 amino acids)
Molecular function (GO): lipase activity
Source: RefSeq, a predicted model, not a curated record
ACUAAGUAGUUCAUAUACAUAGUACACAUAUAAGAGCAGUGAACCCGUAUUAGACGUAGACGUAUCUUUGCCUUUGGCUAGUCUGUGGUCAAGAGUAAGCCCAUUUAUAAUAAAAAAAAAAGUAGUAUUAUCUCACUGACCUGAAUUGAACGGAGGAAGAAAUACUAAAGUAGAAUCAUAGGCUCAAAAAAUACCACGGAUUAUUUCCAAAAUAAAAAAUAAGAGAAAUGCUGAUAAAAUUAUCUGUGGUCACAUAUUUGUUCGUGUUUUCGCUUGCUUCUGUAGUGGCAGUGGCAUACAAUAGGUCGGAUGAAGGAUACACGUUGGGAUUAUUUUCUGAUUGUCCAGAAGCCACAAAACCAUCUAAAAUCAAGCCAGAAAGUCUAAAAAAGCUGUACCUAGUUCUUGUCGGUAAUGGCAACGUGAUAAGCGGCAACUGGACUAUGUACCACUAUUAUAGAGUAAAAGACAUAGCCAGUCACCCAGACUUUGAUGUUACCAAGAAAACCUUCUUGUAUAUUGGAGGAUAUUGGGACUCCACCACGUGGGGACUUGGACUGACCUUGGGGAAUAUCUAUAAGCAGUUGGGGUACAAUGUGCUUCUUAUGGACACGGUUUAUUUUACGACUACGUAUUUUAUUGACUCUGCCCGCUUGAUGCGCGAAGUAGGCAAGCACGGAGCAGAAAUGCUUGCAACUCUAACCACGCUUGGACUCGACCCUACUACCCUGGAGAUAGCCGGCCUCAGCCUAGGAGCGCAGACCAUGAGCUUCGUAGCCAAAAACUAUCGGAGAAUUACCGGGUACAAUGUAUCCAUGCUUAUCGGCAUGGACACCGGUGGUCCCUGCUUCAGACAUCUAGGACCCGACCAAAGAUUGGAUCCGUCAGACGCCGAUUUUGUUCUAGCUAUCAUUACUAAUAGCGAAGGUUUCGGAAUAGGCACCCCUGUUGGACACGCAUCGUUCUACGUGAACGGAGGGGAGUGGCAACCUGGGGAGAUAUCCUGGUUGCCAUGCGAUGUCAUGUGCAGUCAUCUAAGAGCAUAUUUCCUUUGGAUAGCAGCUUUGAAUAAUCCUGGUAAACUAUUAGCUGUGCAGUGCGAUACUGUGGCACGAGCAAAAGACGGCGAUUGUUUUCACAAAAAACCAUUAGUAACAAAUACGAUGGAUUUAACUAUUGAUAAAAGUAAACCAGGCCUCUAUUACUUGCCAACAUCCAAUAGGUAUCCGUUUGGUCUCGGGAUGAAUGGGUUAAAGAAAGGCAAAACCAUCUCAUAUUUUUGGAAUUACUAAACGUCGAUUUUUUUUCUCAGUGAGGUUCAACUGCGAUCUCAUAGGUACUAUUAUAUAACUGUCACAUUUUUAUGUACAAACGCAUUUUGCGGAAUAUACCAUUUCUAAAAACUGUUUCAAUUUUAUUAAAACCAUUAAGA